AUGGCUACGACCGCGACCAACCCUGGGCUCCCGCGCACGGACUCGAAGCCCAACACGCAGCGCCACGAGUCCACCGGCGGUAAUUCUGCUGGAUCACGACCUGCCGCCGUGAAGAAAGCAUGGGCUCAAGUUGCAACGGGCACUCCCGCUGGCACCGCCUCUAACACAACCCGUUCGCCUUCUAUUGGCCCUCAGUCACGCUCUGUUUCCACUGGAGCACCCGACGGCCCUCGCGAAACCGACACUCCUCAGAAGCACAUGCACGACCGUCUUCUGUUCUUGAUCAUUAACCUUGUGGGAACUCAAGUAUCUGCUACCAUCCGCAGCGGAGCACGCUUUUCUGGUAUCUUGUUGAGCGCGAAGACCGAGGGUGAUUUCGGUGUUGUCCUGAAGAAUGCCCGCCAGACGCAUGCCGCUAUGGGAGACGAACCCCUGAAGGAGCAAAGCGAGGCUAAGUAUACUCUCAUCAUUCUCCCUCAGGAUUUGGUUGAGAUCAGAGCCGACAAAAUCGACUUGGGACAAGUAGCCGCCGAGAGUAAGAAUGGAGGGUUCCGUAUUGACACGGACAUCUCUGCGCGCCCUACUUCGACUACUCCGCUUGGGUCUGAGCGCGAGCUCACCCGUUGGGAGCCCGACACGUCGGAACUUGCUGGUCUUACUUUGGAGGAAUCCACUGCAAAGGCACCUGGAGGUAACUGGGAUCAAUUCGCGACUAAUGAGAAGCUUUUUGGCGUCCGAAGCGACUUCCGCGAGGAGCUGUACACCACGAAGAUCGACAAGAAUCAUCCUUUGUACAAACAACGUGAAGCCGCUGCAGCCAAGAUUGCUAGGGAGAUUGAACAGAGCACUGUUUCCGGCGCCCAUAUGAUGGAGGAACGUGGUUUGGCUGUUGACGACUCUGGUCUGGAUGAAGAGGACCUGUACGGUGCUGUUAUCCGUGACUCUCUUCCUCAGCGUACCGCUUCGCAGAGUAACAGUCAAGGCGCAGAGGCAUUGAUGAAGGAAUUGGGCAUGAGAAGCGGGAAGGGAGACAGAUACACUCCGCCUGCGCUCCGUGGGCCUACCGCCACAGGUGCUGGAGUACCUGGACAGCCGAUCGAUCCGGCGAUUAUCAGCGCGAAAAUGGUCAAGCCCACACCCGCCAAGGAAGAAGAGAAGAACGAGAUUGUGCAGGCACCUGUCGUCGAGUCUACUGACAAGGAAGUGGCUAAAGACCAGGAAAAGACUUCUGCUACGAAGGAUGGGAAGAUUGAGGCUGAAGUUAUCGGAUCUUUCAAGCAGUUUGUGAGCGGCGAGCGUGAGCGUCUCAACCAGAAGAAGCAAGCACUCAUGAAGAAGGAAAAGGAUGGGCGUUUGCAGGAUCUUUUGAAGUUCUCUCAGCAGUUCAAACUCCGCACACCUGUUCCGGAGGAUCUUGUCCCGAUCUUGGCUAAAGACAAAGCUAAACAGGAAGAGAUCAGGACUAAGGCGCAGGCCGCAACCACGUCCGAAGGAGGUGUUACUGUCAAGAAGGAACUUAAGGUCCCAAGUGUCGUGGCUGCCGUUGCAGCUGCUAGAGGAACCAGCCCUUUGCAAGUCAAGGGCUCCGAGACUGCUGCUACGGAGGAGGCACCUUUGUCACAGCGCAUUCGAGCUGGUCAGGAGAAAGACAGGCGAGCUGCGGCUGCCAACCAGGCGCCCUCGCCAAUCACGAGCCCCACACCGCUUCCCGUCAGCAUGGCUGAAGUACCGGAGUCUCCUAAGCCAACUCCCGCGGCCGCCGCGAAGCCUACUACCAAGCUCAACGUGAAAGCUGCGGAGUUCAAAUUCAAGCCCAACCCCAAUGCAGGUGCGUUUGUGCCCAGCCUUGCACCUCCUUCAUCUGUUCGGUCGCCACUAUCACCUCAAGCAUCUAUGCCAUCAAUUGCAGCCACUAGUCCUAUCAUGAGCAGCACAAUGACCAGCCCUUCCAGGAGCUUUGUGGCACCGCUGCCUAUCACGAACGACAAACCCGCAGCAUUCUUCGGCAACAAGAAGCCAAGGGUGGGCGACAGACCUAGGGUUAAAGACGCAUUCGGCCCCUUCAAGCGGACUGAGGGUGACAAGCCAGCUUCAAUUCCACCACCCUUCACAUUUGCUCCCAUUUGGCCCACAAGUGAGAAUGCGAAGAGCUACAAGGAUCUUUUCCCGAAGGAGAAGCAACCACCUCAGGCAAUGAUGCCCAUGCAGAUGACUUUCGAAGAUGAUUCACAAGAUCAGUUCCGUGCUGCAAGCAUUCCGGGAGCAAGCCCUCAUAUGCCGCCACAGCCAAUGCAAUACAUCCCUGCACAGCAAGCCAUCUACGGCGCACAGCAACCUAUGGGCGUUGCCUACCCCGGGCCUGGUGGGCCUCAGGGAGGUUUUGGUUACACCAUGCGUCCUGGCUUCAUGCCACAAGGUCCACCUGGGCCCCAGGGUAUGACUAUGGGGUACGCAGCACCACCACAGUUCGGUGGUCCUCAAGCAGGAAGCUUCGGUCAAUACCCCGGGCCACCAGCCGGCCAAGGUUACGUUCCAGGACCCCAACUCGGUCAAGGCUACCCCAGUCCUGGACGAGCUCCGCCACUCAUGAUGCACCAAUCUCCCGGACAGGCACCGGGACACCAAGGACAACCGCAAGCCAUGAUGGCGAUGGCUUUGGGAAUGCCGGUCAUGCCUGGACAAGCAUAUGGCUAUCCGACUCAGAUGCCGAUGAUGUACCCCAAUAUGGGUCAAAUGCGACAUGGUCCUCAAGGAGCUGGUGGGAUGCCGCCCGUGCAUCAAUCCAACUCCCCACUUAACAGACCGGGUCAAAUGCCCGGCAUGUCAGCACAUGGGCCUCUAGCCCAUGUAACUUCGCCUGCAGCAGGACAUACGCAGGAUGGGCCCAAGGAGGCGAAGUGA
Molecule: messenger RNA, 2901 nt
Organism: Saitoella complicata NRRL Y-17804
Lineage: Eukaryota; Fungi; Ascomycota; Saitoellomycetes; Saitoellales; Saitoellaceae
Exons: 3
Coding region: 1-2901 (966 amino acids)
Biological process (GO): cytoplasmic stress granule assembly
Cellular component (GO): cytoplasmic stress granule
Molecular function (GO): RNA binding
Source: RefSeq, a predicted model, not a curated record